This is a messenger RNA of Aphis gossypii (cotton aphid), 2230 nucleotides long. RefSeq names its product beta-1,4-N-acetylgalactosaminyltransferase bre-4-like. Gene Ontology annotation, biological process: carbohydrate metabolic process; glycosphingolipid biosynthetic process. Gene Ontology annotation, molecular function: N-acetyl-beta-glucosaminyl-derivative 4-beta-N-acetylgalactosaminyltransferase activity. The record is from RefSeq and is a predicted model, not a curated record. Lineage: Eukaryota; Metazoa; Arthropoda; Insecta; Hemiptera; Aphididae. The coding region runs from base 349 to 1416 and encodes 355 amino acids. The transcript is spliced from 7 exons.
GUGUUGAAUCGUACUGUGAUUCAAAUCACUCAUUAUUGUAACAAAAUUUCUUAUUAGUACCUAAUGCAAUAAUCAUUUAGUUAAAUUAUUAUUUAAUUGAAGCAAUAACUUUAAACGAGAAUUAUACCACAUUAUUUUUAAUAAUAUUAAAUAUUUAUAAACAACAAAUAUUCAUUUAACAAAAACUACAACACUUUUAAAAACAAUAAAAUGUAUUUCAAACAAAUUGUUGUGGAGUUUAAAUUGUGUAUUAAUUUAAAAACGUGUCUUACUACUACAACAAAUAUUUCAAGUUAAAAAAAAAAACCACCAUCGGAUCAGGUUUAUUAAUAUUUAUUGAACUACACUAUGUUCUUAGGAACAUUUUCGCGAGUAAAAAUUUUAUUCGUAUUGGGUAUAAUCUGCUUACUGGUGCAGUGUUUAUAUUAUGUCAACUACUACACUCUGAUUAAUACUAUACAACAAUAUGUCCCAACAACUAAACUUGCACCAAACACUAUGGUUGAUAAUAAAAAUCAAACCAAUGAAUUGGAAAACAAUAACGUUACACUCAUACAUCUCGCGCCGUGUCCACAAAUAUUACCUGCCUUAAAAGAAAGAGUUGAUUUGUUUGUACCUGCUCGGGAGAAUUUGGAAUAUGUGGCGCUACAGUUAUCACAGUUGAGGAUUUUAGAAGGAGGUCACCAAAUGCCUUUGGAGUGCGAAGCGAGAUACAAAAUUGCAAUCUUAGUACCUUAUAGAAACCGAUUUAAAAAUCUCUGCUGGUUCCUUUUAAAUUUACAUCCUUUUUUAACAAAACAAAAAUUGGAUUACACUAUUUUUAUCAUAGAACAGUUCUCUGAGUCUUCAAGUAAAGAAGAUGAUGGACGUUUUAACCGGGGAAAGUUACUGAACAUUGGAUAUACCGAAGCGUUAAAGUUAAGCGAUUUUGAUUGUUUCUUUUUCCAUGACGUAGACCUCUUACCAAUGAAUAACGGUAACAUAUAUAGUUGUCCGGACCAACCAAGACAUCUCGCAGUAGCUGUUGACAAAUAUAAUAACAAACUGCCGUACGGCCAAUACUUUGGUGGAGUGGUGGGCAUGAGUCGAACGCAUUUCAAGUUAAUCAACGGAUUCAGUAACAUAUUCUGGGGAUGGGGUGGCGAAGAUGACGACUUGUAUUACCGGACCACUUUUCACAGACUAAAUAUCACCAGAUACCCACCGAAAGUGGCGAGUUAUCAUUCGUUGUCGCACCCCCGACAAAAAGUCAACCCGCACAGGUACAAACUCCUUGAAACCAAAUUUAUACGUUUCAAAUCAGAUGGACUUAACAGCCUAAAUUACGAGAUAAAAUCGAUAAAGAAAUUACCACUAUACACACACAUAUUAGUGGACAUGGUCGACAGGUUCAAAGACGCAAAUUAUAGAAAAUAAAUGAAGUGGCACUGGUCAAAAUGCCACUUAAAAAACCCUCUCUCACUCUUUCAUUCUCUCUCUCUCUCUCUCUUUCUCUUACUCUUUCACACUCUCGCUCUUCCUCUAUUACAACAUAGCGUAUUAAAAAAAAAUUUUACAAUAUAAAAUAUGUAUAGAUUAACUGUGAUGCCAUAAAAUACGUUGUAUACAUUUUUUUUUCUAUUUACAAUUUAUAAUAAUAAACAAUCAACGUUAUCGAUUGACGUGAUACUAAACUAAAACACAAAAAAAAAUUGUUUUUUGCAUACGGAUUUGAAUAGGUUUAUAAAAUUUUGUAUGAUAGUACGUCAUAUCAAUUGAUAAGGACCAGACGAAUAGAGACAAAUAAAAUCAGAUGUUAUUACUGUUACGAUUUUCCCUCUGUUCGCGGACAACUGACCUUCGACCGGCGACGAUGUGUAUAGGUACAACAAUGUAAUUAGUACUUAUAAUAUCAUUAUUCAUUUUGUAUCAGUAUAUUAUUAUAUUUGUAUAUUAAUAAGUACAUAAUAAGUAUAACAAAUAGAUGUAACAAUUCGAAAAAUAAGUGUUCCACCGGGACAAAACUGCGACCACAUCCAAACAUACGUUUGAAUAAAAUUAAUUAAAUAACACAAAGUAUCUACUUAUCAAAUAUUUUCUAAAUUUGUCAUUUUUAAUUUUGCGCGUUGCAUUAGAUGUUAUAAACUUACCACAUAAUGUACACCAGACUGUCAUUAAUGUAUUGUACGUGUAUUUUUUUUUUCAAUAUUAUUUGAUACGUUUUCAUGAAAUAAAAUACGUAUUUUUUUCA